Molecule: messenger RNA, 7721 nt
Organism: Neogale vison (American mink)
Lineage: Eukaryota; Metazoa; Chordata; Mammalia; Carnivora; Mustelidae
Gene: MGAT4A
Product: alpha-1,3-mannosyl-glycoprotein 4-beta-N-acetylglucosaminyltransferase A
Exons: 16
Coding region: 275-1882 (535 amino acids)
Biological process (GO): protein N-linked glycosylation
Cellular component (GO): endoplasmic reticulum; Golgi stack; endoplasmic reticulum-Golgi intermediate compartment
Molecular function (GO): acetylglucosaminyltransferase activity
Source: RefSeq, a predicted model, not a curated record
GGCGGCGGCCGCGGCAGAACUGGCAGCACCAGCGGCGGGAAGAAAGAAGCCUGAGACAGCAGCCUAUGACGACUGUGAAGACAGUCCAGAAUUGCAAUUAUGAAUGGUGUUGCUGCUGGGCUCCUUCUGCAGAGCGUCUGAAAUGAACCUCUCUUAUUGAUUGUUUUUAUUGGCCCCGAGCCAGGAGUACUGGAUUCAGUUGACUUCGGGAUUAGAAAGAGAACUGUUUUGGUUAUCAUCAUAAACAUAUGAACCAGUGUGAUGGUGAAAUGAGAUGAGGCUCCGAAAUGGAACUGUAGCUACUGUUUUAGCAUUUAUCACUUCGUUCCUGACUUUAUCUUGGUAUACUACGUGGCAAAAUGGGAAAGAAAAACUGAUUGCUUAUCAACGAGAGUUUCUUGCCUUGAAAGAACGUCUUCGAAUAGCUGAACAUAGAAUCUCUCAGCGCUCUUCUGAAUUAAAUGCCAUUGUACAGCAGUUCAAGCGUGUAGGAGCAGAAGCAAAUGGAAGUAAGGAUCCAUUAAAUAAAUUUUCAGAUAAUACUCUUAAGCUAUUAAAGGAGUUAACAAGCAAAAAAUCUCUUCAAGUGCCAAGUAUUUAUUAUCAUUUGCCUCAUUUAUUGCAAAAUGAAAGAAGCCUUCAGCCUGCUCUGCAGAUUGGUAACGGAAGAACAGGAGUGUCAAUAGUAAUGGGAAUUCCCACAGUGAAGAGAGAAGUGAAAUCUUACCUCAUAGAAACCCUUCAUUCCCUUAUUGAUAAUCUGUAUCCUGAAGAGAAGUUGGACUGUGUUAUAGUCGUCUUCAUAGGAGAGACAGAUAGUGAUUAUGUACACAGUGUUGUAGCCAACUUGGAGAAAGAAUUUUCUAAAGAAAUCAGUUCUGGCUUGGUGGAAAUAAUAUCCCCUCCUGAAAGCUAUUAUCCUGACCUGACAAACUUAAAGGAGACAUUUGGAGACUCCAAAGAAAGAGUAAGAUGGAGAACAAAGCAAAACCUAGAUUAUUGUUUUCUAAUGAUGUAUGCUCAGGAAAAGGGAAUAUAUUACAUUCAGCUUGAAGAUGAUAUUAUUGUCAAACAAAAUUACUUUAACACUAUAAAAAAUUUUGCACUUCAACUUUCUUCUGAAGAAUGGAUGAUACUCGAGUUCUCCCAGCUGGGCUUCAUUGGUAAAAUGUUUCAAGCACCAGACCUCACUCUGAUCGUGGAAUUCAUAUUUAUGUUCUAUAAGGAGAAACCCAUUGAUUGGCUCUUGGACCAUAUACUCUGGGUCAAAGUCUGCAACCCUGAAAAAGACGCAAAACAUUGUGAUAGACAGAAAGCAAAUCUACGAAUUCGCUUCAGACCUUCGCUUUUCCAACAUGUUGGUCUGCAUUCUUCUCUAUCAGGAAAAAUACAGAAACUCACGGAUAAAGAUUACAUGAAACCAUUAAUUCUUAAAAUCCAUGUAAACCCACCUGCAGAGAUAUCUACUUCUUUGAAGGUCUACCAAGGACAUACACUGGAGAAAACUUACAUGGGGGAGGAUUUCUUCUGGGCUAUAACCCCAGUAGCCGGAGACUACAUCUUGUUCAAAUUUGAUAAGCCAGUCAAUGUAGAAAGUUACUUGUUCCACAGCGGCAACCAAGAACAUCCAGGAGAUAUCCUGCUCAACACAACUGUGGAAGUUUUGCCUUUAAAGAGUGAAGGUUUGGAAAUAAGCAAAGAAACCAAAGACAAACGAUUAGAAGAUGGUUAUUUCAGAAUAGGAAAAUUUGAGAAUGGUGUUGCCGAAGGAAUGGUGGAUCCUAGCCUAAACCCCAUUUCAGCCUUUCGACUUUCAGUUAUUCAGAAUUCUGCCGUUUGGGCCAUUCUUAAUGAGAUUCAUAUUAAAAAAGUCACCAACUGAUCAUCUGCUAAGAAACCAGUACAUUUUUUUCCUGUGAAUUUGUUAAUUAAAGAUAGUUAAGCAUGUACCUUUUUUUUUUUUUUUUUUUUUACUUGAACACUACCUCUUGUGAAAUCUACUGUAGAUAAAAUGAUUGUCAUUUCCACUUGGAAAGUGAAGCUCCCAUGGAUAAUUGCAUUCAUUCGAACCUAAGCUGUCCUCCAAUUUUAACUUGACUCAAACAUUUUACAGUUAUGACAGCCUGUUAAUAUGACUUGUACUAUUUUGGUAUUAUACUAAUACAUAAGAGUUGUACAUAUUGUUACAUUCUUUAAAUUUGAGAAAAAUUAAUGUUAAAUACAUUUUAUGAAGGGGGUACUUUUGAAGUUCAUUUAUUUUACUAUUAUAGACCCUCUUUUAUAGAUUAUCAGGGAUUAUAUAUAUAUAUAAAUAUAUAAAUAUACAUAAAAAUGUUAUGGAGUUAAUUUAUUAGAAACAUUUAAGAAGUACAUAUUUUUGUGCAGUAAAUUUUUGAAUCAAUACUUUUUUUGAAAAGUUACCUUGCUUUUUUAAGUUCUUUCUAUAUUUUUCUUUGGAAAUGCAAACAUUACAAACGAAUGCCAUUUUUCAAAUGCACUGCCAUUUAAGAAUGAUUCUAGAUUGAUUUCCUAACUGAAGUACUUUUAUAAUUGCAGUGAUUCUGAACAAAAUAUUUUCAAAGGCAUUUGUCAUUCCUUAAAGCCAAGAUUUUAAAGACCAACGUCCUUCUUGAGGGUUAUUUUACUAUACUGUUUAUGGUGUAAAAAAAAAAAAUCAGUCUGAUAAACUUUAAUGUGCAGGGGUCAUGCAUUCAGCCCAAAUUAUCAUGGACUCAACUCAUUACAUUCCCUCUGAUAUGUAAGAUGACAAACUUUUUUCUUUUUAAAUCUGUGUCUUUAAUCCAUGAGUUAGAUGCAUUAUCUCUUGUUGAUCCUUUUAUAUCUGCACCCAUUUAGUGAGUUCUGACAAAAUGUUUUCCAGGUGAUGUUAUUGUAUGAGUCAAAAUCAUUGAAUUUUACAGAAAAAAAUGUAAUAUUGGUUUUUAGGGAGAGAUAUUGUAGCAGUUGUAUGUUUUUGCAAAGUGACUUGCUCUGUUGUCUUUAUGAACUUACAGGUAAAUUCAUAUCUGAAGAGCAUUUAUAGCUCUUAAUCAUGUAAUUCCAAAUGUUAUUACUACUGGAAACAAAAAGACUAUCAGCCUUAGCAAUCAGCGAUCUUUACAAAAGUAUUUUACUUUUAAGAAGUUCGGAAUGAUCACCCUGAGCUCUCGGACUAGCCAGUGGCUGAGGCCUCCGGGGGCUGGAGCUGUCCACUGGUUGCCUCUUGCCUGGGGGAGCCUCCCGCGGUUACCCAGGAUGCUGAACAAAGAGCUUCCAGACAGCCUUGUUUUCUGUACAGUAUGUUGGAGUGAAAAAUGUUGGGAAACACGGAUAGGAUACACUUCUUUCCAUUACUCUUGUUGGAAUCAUCGUCAGUUACUUUCCUUAAUUAAAAAGUUACACAUGGCCACGAAUAAUUUUUAUGUCCAAGUCUAAUGAAACAUUUUUGCUGGGCUUUUUAGAUUUACUUUUCACUUUCUUUAAUUUACUUUUUAUGUUGUCCUUACAUUUCCUUGGCCUGAUGCCCACAGGCCAAUUUCAUUUGAGAAGAAUAACCUUUCAUUGUAAAACUUUGGCAGCUGUUGAAUAUUAUGGACUGCUAGAACCACCAAGUAUCGGGAGAGAAACCCCUGGGUGGGUUAAGAAGUCCUCUGCUCUCCUUGCUUCCCCAGGAGCCCACUCUGAUUUUAGGGAGAAGGAGCAUGCGCUGAAGAUCAGGGAGGUGACCAUGACUGCAGCUCCUUGCCCUUAGGGCUGCUUGGACUUUAGACUGGUGAGCCAUACCAGCCGGCUUCUUCCGGUGCUUCCUCUCAGCCUCCCCUCCCAGGUUUCGCUCACCCCUCCUGUUCCCGGGAAUACUUGGAGCCAAAUCUCACCCCCUUGCAGACUCUCUCAUGCACUCCUCCCCAUGAAUUGUUACCAGUGCCUAGUAGUGCCAGGAAUAGGGCCUGGCACGUGGCAGGUCCCCUGCCCAGGUCUGGACGAGGGGACCAACUGUUCCAGCCCACACUCCUCUUUCUUUUUAACUCCCUUUAUCAACAUUGCUUGCCAUACACUUACAUACAUACACACUCAGCUGUUGAGUUUUGGUUGUUCCUGGCGAGUGUGUAUUAUGUGUGCGCACACGUUCUCCCACCUGUCAGGUUUCCAGGCAGGCCUGUAACUCAUCCUUCCUGUGCUCCGAUCAUCUCCUUGUUGGUCUUUCCCUGCCCCCACUUCCUCCUGAGGCCAUUAGAAACAGCCCUGCUUUCCUUAAGCAAGACACUGUAGGGUAACUCUGGAGAGGAGUUGGGGAGCAAAUCUGGGGACAGAACAGUGGAGGGGGUGAAGAGUACCUGGGACUGAGGGAAGGAUAUGUAUUUGGCCUCGAGAGGACACUGAACCACUUGUAUCCGAAUAGUGAGUGGGGACACUGUCCUGUGGUGUCCAGUAUUUAAUUAUUAACAUAUAGAGAUAAACCUGGUUUGCAUCUGGUAUGCAUUUCAUGUAAACUGUUGAGACUAGAGCUGUGCUGUUCUGAGCAGUUGCCAGUAGACACAUAGUGGGUGUGUAAAUUUAAAUUAGUAAGAUCUUUAGCGCCUCAGUCACACUAGCUACGUUCAGGUGCUCAUCAGCCACAUGUGGCUCGUGGCCCCUGACUGGACAGCACAGAUAGCCUUCUGUCACUGCAGAAAGUUCUGUUGGGCCAGCACUGUGUCAGGAGUGCUAAUGCGAACACUUGGGAAACCAGAGGAACGAGUUCUGACUACGAGGACGAAAGCAGAUGUGCAGAAUAUAUCACAGUGCAGACGGCGAGUAUCGUAGGCAAGAAGGUUGAGGACUGUUUCCCGGAUUCUGAGACCCCAGAUUUCGGAGUUCUCUGCUCUUAAGUCUCACGUGCUCUUUCCAGCACGCGCGGAGGCCCUACCGUGCAGUCCGACGAGAACAGUGGUUUCAGGCAGUGAGAUUGAAAAGCUCUGGAAAAAGUGAGUGUGUGUUGGAUGAUUCAGCAGGCAGGCUGUAGAAACAUGUGUGUUAAUUCAACCGUGGAGAGGUCUUUGGAAAAGGUAUGGCUUUUCAGGUCACUCGUGGCACCAGUAUGUGAUCAGGUGUCUUUAUUUCAAAACCUUCAGCAACGUACUGAAGGCUUCUUUUCAAUCUGUUACUGUCACCAAAAGGCGGUCUCCCAUUAGUACUGUCCUCAAAGGCAAGUUUGGUUAAUGUGGAAACCGCAUGUCUGGCACGGUUGCUCUCAUUAGUGGCACUGUUUGUACUAGCCACAAUUCUGCAGAUGACCCUCAGGUACCGUAGAUGCCGUCCUCCCUCUUUGUGUGUGGGUGGAAGCCAUGACUAUCACCCAUAAUCAUGUUCAGCUAAUCUGUGUGAGCCCUUUAAAAGCAGGGUUUUCUCAGGCUGGUAGCAUAAGUCAGAUUCAAAGCAGAAGGACUCAAGGCACCACUGCUGAUGUAAGAUGGAGGGGCCACAGGAGAAGAAAUGUAGUUGCCUGUCAGGAGCUGAGAGAGGCCUCCAUCGACAGCCACAGGAACCGGAACUUCAGCCCUACCAACACAGGAACUCCAUCAGUUAAUGAACCGAGUAAGCUUGCAGCUAGAGUCUUCUCCAUCAGAUGAGAGCCCAGCUCUGCCACCCCCAUGACUCCAGCCUUGUGAGACCCUAUGCAGAGAACUUGAAUCAAACCCGCCCUGACUUCUGGCCUGCGGAACUGUGAGAUAAUAAAUAGGCAUUGUUUUAAGCCUCUGAAUUUGUGGUGAUUUGUUAUGCAGCAAUAGAGAAUGAAUAUAGUAUUUAAAAGAGGUGAGGAGGAAAAGUCUUCAUACUUGAUUCUCUGGAGUUGGGAGAUUUUGAUAACCACGUGAGUUAAGUCUUACACUAGCAAACUUACAACUGGGCUGCCUCUGGGGUUUCUCUGCCUGAGAAUCUUUAGUAGUCUUGAUUGGAAGUUUGUUGCCAAAAACUUAGAGUAUCUAAGCAAUGUUUUCUAAAACAAAAAUAAAAACAAAAAACCCUGCUAGGACAGGACUGUUCUCAUUCCAGAAGGAGGACCCAUGGUAUAUGGAAUCUUCUUCCUGGGAGAGGUAUGUAUUUGUGAUUUUUCUGCUCUGAGCCUGUUCAGUAUAUUAUUUAAGAAUCAUGAACAGUGGUAUUCUAAAUAUUAGGAGAGGAAAAAAAAACAAAAAACUCUGCCUUUACAGAAGGAUAAUCUACUCUGCAUUGAACGAACUUUUUUUUUUUUUAACCCCAAGCUGACUUUAUUGUAUAAGCACAGAUCAAAUCCUGUAUGUGCCAACCAAAUUUUUGUACUUUGCAGGUAUUUUCUAAAAUACCUGUCUGCUUCCAAGCCAUUAAUUGCUAUUGAAGCUUGUUAUUUUGGUUUUGUACAUUAAUUUUUGUGCUUAUUUUUACUAUAUCACCAUACCCUUGAUUGAAGAACAACACAGCUAAAGGGAAGAAAAUGAGAGGCUAAGACUGUCAAAAAGUCAGAAAUUGGAGUCCUAAUCAUCUUUGUGUUCUAGAGAAACCCAGAUAUCCCAGCUCUUUCUUUUAUAGAAAAGGAAACUUUUCUAAGCUGUGUAGCAUUAUAGUGUGUUAAAUUUGAUAGCUGUACAAUUUUAAUUAUUAAUCUUGAUAGAUGCCAUAACCAGUAUGCUUUAUUUCUUCAAUGCAUGUGAACACACAAUGCUAAAAAGACUACAACGACAGUAUUUAAAAAAAAAAAAAAAAGGAUUUGUUAUAUAUAUCCCUAUCACCAGUACCUAUAUGUAAACUCUUCUUGCCUGAAACACUCCACCUUUUUUGGGCACUAAUUAGAUCAUGUUCAAGGAGACAAAUGGGAAAGAGCAGAGCUGGCACUUGUGUGUGUGUGUGUGUGUGUGUGUGAAGAAUUUAGAAGACGUUCAAGAAAGUAAGCUGGGCAUUGAAUGGAAAGCACUUUGUGCAAAGUAUCAUUCCUAGUGUUCACACUGCUGUAAAAAUGUGAAUAGUGGUGCUAAAAUUGUUUUCCAAAUAAGGAUUGUUUGUUGUGGGGAAUAUUUAAUGAUACUCUUGAACAUUAGGGAGGCUACUUUAUAUAUCACUUGCUCCUAGUUGUUUCUUGGUAUUAGUAAUUAGCAAAUCCCUCUGGAGUCAAAGGUUCGGUACUUUAGUGUGAUUAGCCUUCCAUUAUUUGAAAUGCUCGGUUUGCUGAAAUUGGGUGAAAAUACCUUUAGAAGACCUAUUCUCUGAGCCUUAAAAAUGGCUGAUAUCGACAGUACUGUAAGAUGCACUGCCAGCAGCUUUGAUACUUUUCAUUUCAGUAAAGACAGUGAUGUUUUCUAAGAAAGAUUUAGAAAUCAGCUGACUGAACGUAACAAUUUUGUUUCAUUUAUGAAAUGAAAAACUAAUGUGUUUCUCAUCAAAAACACUGUUUGGAAACGUCAUAGAUGUUUCUGAAAGCACCCCUUAGAGAAGGUGCCUGAGGAAUUGCUUUUCCAGGCUGUACCAGAUUUUUUUUUCCUCCUUAAAUGUAUUGUACAUAUUUUCCUUAAAAUGUUUUCAUUGGGUGAAUGGGUAAUAUCUGUAGUAAUAAUAUUUUAGGUACCUGUUAAGAUUUUUAAAGGAAGAUUAUUUCCAAAUUUGCUGCUAUAAUUGAAAACCUAUUAACUGGUCCUGUUGACUGUGCCUUUCAUUACUGGUUCUCUGUGCCACAACCGUUCAUGUGUUUGGAAUAAAGAUGUUUAAGAAGC